GAGCGAGAAAGCAGUUGAACAGAGAAAAGGAAAGUAGAGGAGAGAGGGAACUGCACAAAAAUAAGAAGAAUACUGCAGAAGUCAAACAACUUCUUUACUUUUCAUUUACAUAGUGCUUCAGUGUUCCUCAGAGGGCUUUCUGAAGGACAUUUUUAUUUUUUAGUGGUUUAGUUGUUGCAGAAUUUUGCAAAAGGCAAAAAUGAUGAGCAGCAGAGUCAUCGUAACUGCUACAGUGGUGCUUCUGGCCUCAUUGGCCAUCAGUGAAGGGAUGAAUCUGAGAAGCACAGGAGUGGAGCUGCACUGCCGAUGCAUCCAGACGGAGAGCAAACCCAUCGGCCGCCACAUUGAGAAGGUGGAGCUGAUUCCUGCCAACUCUCACUGCGAGGAAACUGAGAUCAUUGCCACUCUGAAAAAAACAGGCGUAGAGGUCUGCCUAGACCCAGCGGCUCCCUGGGUGAAGAGAGUGAUUGACAAGAUCCUGUCCAACAGAAGACGCUGAUCAGAUGGCGAGGGACGACUUUCAUGAGUCUGAGGGGUUUAUAGACAAAUGAAAAGUACCCAAACGCAUUUGUCUGAUCAGAUGAUACAGUCAUUCCCCUCAUUUCCUAUUAAUACCAGGGGACUGCUUAAUGUCCUGAUGAGCUGUUGAAAUGGAAAACAGAACUCAUCUUCUCAGGUUAUGUUUGUAUCAAACAUGCUAUUUAUUAACAAGUCUGUUCUUGUUUCUAUGUCAUUUAUGUAUGUUGUAGUCAAUAGCUCUUUGAACCGAUUUUGGCUGCUCCUGUAUAACGUAAAACUGGAUCACUUUUCUUUUGUAUCUAAUUUAUGUAUUCAAACAUAUUUAUUGAUGUAUUUAUGAUAUGUAUCUUCUUUGGUCUGAUUGUUAAUCUGUUAAUAAAUUAAAAUAAGUUAAAUGAAAAUGAAAAUGGAAUUGCUUUCUUUUGUCUAUCUUGGGUAUUAUUAAGUAGCCUUUCAUGCCA
Messenger RNA from Xiphias gladius (swordfish), 980 nucleotides. RefSeq names its product interleukin-8-like. The transcript is spliced from 4 exons. Gene Ontology annotation, cellular component: extracellular region. The record is from RefSeq and is a predicted model, not a curated record. Gene Ontology annotation, molecular function: CXCR chemokine receptor binding; chemokine activity. NCBI's taxonomy places the organism in Eukaryota, Metazoa, Chordata, Actinopteri, Istiophoriformes, Xiphiidae. Gene Ontology annotation, biological process: inflammatory response; antimicrobial humoral immune response mediated by antimicrobial peptide; neutrophil chemotaxis. The coding region runs from base 200 to 499 and encodes 99 amino acids.